AUGCUGGAGAUGGAGGAAGGUGAUGAAACUCUCUUUUCACGUUUAGUUUUUAGUGACGAAGCGAAUUGCCAUUUGAGAGGCACAGUCAAUCGUCACAAUGUGCGCAUUUGGGGAACAGAGCACCCACAUGAAACUGUUGAGCAUGAAAGAGAUUCCCCUAAACCGGAAGACGACCACCAAUUUCUUCGUUUUUCUCAUCAUUGUCAACCUUUUCAGAAGCGUGAUUCUGUUUUUUGUCUUUUUUUUCACCUUUACUUUGUUCUUUUCGACGUUCUUCUUUCUUUUCUCUUUUGCUCAUUUUCUUCACUUUUUUUGCUGAAUCCUCCUCCUCCUCCUCCUCUUCCUCCUCCUCCUCAGUUUUAUUUUUCUCAAACUUUGUCAAUUGAUAUAAAAGAAUGGGAGAACCAUGUGAACCAGUUGAUGACAUUUUUUUUCAAAGACAGACAUUGGACCACAAGAGAAUUCCAUGAUUUACUCAAUGAGAAAGAGCCACAAAAUAUACAAAAGAAAGUUUUUGAAGUUGGAUGUGGAGUUGGCAACUUUUUAUUUCCUUUAAUUGAAGAAACAAAUUUAUUUUUCUAUGCUUGCGAUUUUUCCAAACGAGCUGUAGAUUUUGUGAAGGAGAAUGAGAAAUAUGAUGAUUCUAGAUGCAAAGUUUUUGUUUGUGAUAUCACUCAAGAUGACCCAACAGAAAAUAUUCCUUCCCACUCAGUGGACAUUGUCACUCUUAUCUUUGUCUUGUCAGCUAUCCAUCCAGACAAAAUGCUAAUAGCAUUGAAAAAUCUUAAAAAGGUGUUAAAAGCCGAUGGUUGUUUGUUAAUUCGAGAUUAUGGUCUUUAUGACUAUGCCAUGUUACGCUUUGCCCCUGGACACAAACUUGCAGAUCAUUUUUAUGUACGUCAAGAUGGAACAAGAGCUUACUAUUUCUCAACGGAAUUCCUGUCAGUUUUGAUGCAAAAUGCUGGCUUUCAAGUGUGUCAUUUGAAUUAUGUGAAGAGAGACACAAUAAAUAAAAAGGAAGGAAUCUGUGUCCCACGGAUUUUUGUUCAGGGAAAAUGUUUGGUGAAAAACUCUUGA
Acanthosepion pharaonis is the source of this 1077-nucleotide messenger RNA. NCBI's taxonomy places the organism in Eukaryota, Metazoa, Mollusca, Cephalopoda, Sepiida, Sepiidae. The record is from the annotation of a GenBank genome assembly.